UAUGACUCUAUUAUGUAUGUUCCCCUCUUUUUUACGACUACAAGACUAGCAGAUGACGAUAACAUGACUGACCUAUUAUCCGAUGUCUAGAAAAAAAAUGGUUUUCGAUAAACGGGCUGUUGAUGAAAUUAUUUUACUAUUACUAGAUCCCUUAAUACAAACAAUGAAACAAUAGUAAUCAAUGGGGUAAAACAUGGAUAAUGAAGAAACUAUUAGGUAGAAACUGUCAAAUAUAUUUAUCAAUAUCAAUAAUAAGGUGUGAUAUUUGACUACAAAAGUUUUUUCUGCAAUAUUCUACCAUGCAAUCAGAAUUACUAAGGAAAGAGGAUGAAUUCUACAAAGAAAAUGAAAAACUGGAAAGACAUACAAAGGAACUGAUGCAAAAAGUGAAUGAUGCCAUGAAAAUACAAGAUAAUCUUAUUAAGGAAUCAUUAAAAACAAAGGCUGAUAUCAAUCAUGCCCGAAAAAAUAAUUUCAAAUUUGACCGAACUGAGGAAUUUGAAACUACAGAGGAAUUCAGUGAAAUUGACAAAAUGGGGAUGCAAGGUGCUAAUCAGUAUUACAAAGCAAAAGUGAAAGCUUUACAGGUGGAAAAUAUCAAAUUGCAAGCUGAAAACAGAAGGAGGACUGAUGAACUCAAAAAGGCACAAAAUGAAAAUACAAGUAUACUAGAAGAAAAGGAGAAAUGGUUCAUGGCUUAUAAUUCUUCUAAAGCAUCUAUUGGCAGAUUAGAAUCACAGGUUUCAGAAUUAAACUCGAGGCUACAAAAUAAAUCGAGUGAAAUGGGUUCAUUGAAAAAAGAACUGGAUCAGGUUAAAAAAGAUCUGAAAAAUUCCAGUUUGAAAUCCAAUAAUUUUGAAGCAAAGCUAAUCAGGGUGCAAGAAGAAAAUGAAAAUUUGAAAGUUUCUAUGAAAAAUGUCAAGGACGAAGAGAAGGAACUCAAGGAGUCAUUCAAGAAACAAAUCAAUGACUUAAUUGCCACCGUCAAGCACAUUGAAAGACAUAAAGUAGAACUACUUAAUGGAUUCAAAAAACAACUGCAACUCAUUGAUAAUCUUAAGAAGCAGAAGAUGUAUUUGGAAACGCUCAAGAUAGCUGAAGUUGCAGAAUCCGAAUAUCUCAAAAUCCUCGACUGCAAGCUUGACUAAGAC
Messenger RNA from Phaedon cochleariae (mustard beetle), 1151 nucleotides. The record is from the annotation of a GenBank genome assembly. NCBI's taxonomy places the organism in Eukaryota, Metazoa, Arthropoda, Insecta, Coleoptera, Chrysomelidae.